UCUCAGUAGAGUAGAGGACAUAUUGGAUUUGACAUGAUAAAGUCGUUGAGUUUGUCGUCUGAGUGCUCCCUCCCUCCGUCGGAGGACGAUGUGGAGUCGGUCUGCUCUGACGAGCUGCUGGGCUCUCAGUCCCGCCGCUGGCUGGCGGAUCUCGUGAACCAGGAUCUGCCUCCGGACAGCGUGGACGUCAACACGAUCGGCCGGGACGGACUGUUCGUGGACUAUCACUUUCCCCUGGGAGAGCUAGAGAUGCACUCCGGGGUCACGUGGAAACGACCGAAGGAACUCUGUCCAUCACCUCAGUUCAUAAUAAAUGGAGCUACACGCCUGGAUGUCUGCCAGGGAAAACUCAAUGACUGCUGGUUACUUUCUGCUAUUGCAUCUCUCGCUGUGCACCGAUCUCUACUCAGCAAGGUCAUGCCUCUAGAACAGAGCUUCCAGGAUGGAUACAAUGGUAGCUUCACCUUCAGGUUCUGGCAGUACGGGCAGUGGGAGGAGGUAAGGAUAGACGACUUGCUGCCGACUUGGAACAACAAACUGAUCUACCUCAGCUCCCCAGACAAACAGGAGUUCUGGAGCUCCCUGCUAGAGAAGGCCUAUGCCAAGUUGAAAGGUGGCUACAGAGCUCUGGAUAUGGGCUUCCCUCAUGAGGCCAUGGUUGAUAUGACGGGGGGUGUGGCUGAGGUUUUGAACGUUGGCUCGCUGUCCAGAGACCUGCCGGCCUUCCUCAGAUACCUGCUGUCUAAAGGAGCACUCAUCAACUGCGCCAACAGCAAGGGCUCUCUGGAGCAAAGGAAUGCAUUAGGGAUCAUGUUCAGACAUGCCUACUCUCUGACUGCAGUAGAAAAGGUGAAGACAACACAUGGCACCGUAGAUUUGGUACGCAUCCUCAACCCCUGGGGCAACACUGAGUGGGAGGGGCCCUGGAGUGAUUUGAAAGGUCCAGAGUGGAGAACAGUGAGCACUGAGGAGCAGAGAAGACUGGAGAGAGUGUGCCGGGAGGACGGGGAGUUCUGGAUGUCAGUGUCAGACUUCCGACAGCAGUUUGAGGUGAUGGAGGUGUGUCACCUGACUGAGACUCUCAGAGAACCAGGCCCCGGCGUGCUGCCGUGGAGCUACGUAAUGCAUCACGGGAACUGGGUGCCAAGUGUCACAGCGGGAGGCUCUCCCCAAGGGGGUUGGUAUUGGCAGAACCCUCAGUUCUACCUCGUACUGUCGGAGGUGGACAGUGGCAGAGCGGACUCCCAUAAGACCUGCUCCUUUGUUUUGGCUCUGAUGCAGAAACACCAGAGACGUAGAGGCAUAGACCUUGCCAUAGCCCUGCAUAUAUACCAGGCCCAUCCUACAAAGAAAUACCUGUCCUCUGAGGACCUGCGUGCUACUCCCCCCGUCCUCUGCAGCCCUCAUUAUUCCUCACGUCGGGAAGUUGUUCUUCGUGGCUCCCUUAAACCAGGUCGCUACGUCAUCAUCCCUUCCACCGCUGAGCGCAAUCAGCAGGGAGCAUUUCUCCUCCGGGUGCUGACAGAACAGGGCAACGCAGCCACUCCAGCUCACAAACCAUCGCCACAUGACAGCUCUUACAUAACAGAGCCUUCAUUUCCUCACCAGGCCGCUCUUCCUGCUCUUAAAUCUACCAGACAGCUGUUCCAGAAGCACUGCAACAAGAAUGGGGUUUGCAAACCAGUGCACCUCCACAGACUCCUGACUGAGGCCAUACAGGGAGGAGUGUUGGCCGGCAGUGAGAAGAACCUGGCUCUGGAGCACUGCAAGAGCCUGGUGGUCCUCAUGGAUACCCAGGGCAACGCCCAGCUAAACUGGCCAGAGUUCCAGAGUAUGUGGGACAAGAUCAGGAGAUGGACGGAUAUCUUCCUGGUGUUUGACAAGAACAAAACCCAGCGCCUCGAGUAUCAAGAAGUCGCUCCUGCUCUGAAGGCAGCAGGCAUCAUGGUGGAUGAUUUGGUGAUGCAGCUGGUUGGACUGCGAUACACAGAGCCUGACCUGACCAUCAGUUACCCUGGCUUCCUGUACCUGCUGAUGAAACUGGAGAGCAUGAUCCACAAAUUUCAAGCGUACGACAUGGUGGGAAUGGGAACUGUAACUGUCAGCUAUAGACAGUGGCUCCACAUGACCAUGUACAACUGACCUGACCUGGUCCACUCAGUCGGAUUCAGCAGGAUUUGCUUAAUUUAGUGUUUUCUGCUCUUCUGUUUUUCCCGCUUGAUCUUAAUAUGUAGUGUUUAUUUCAUAUAUGUGACAGAAACAUGUAGCAAACUAAAAACAGGCUUUGUACUAAGAGAUCUUGUGUCAUUAAUCCCCCUCUUGUAUGGUGUCAUCAUAUUGUCAAACAGUAAUAAGAACUCUCUUCAGUCAUGGAAACAUCUGGGGUUAAAUAUGGAAUGCAGAUGAGCUGCUGUGACGAAAACAGAAGUUUAUGAUUCACUGUCAUGGUGACACUUCAGCAAAUGUCACCUCAGUGAUUCAGUGAAUGAUUUAUUGACCUCUGACGUUAUUUCUUUACUCUUAUCAAUGGUCCCAUAAUCAUGGCUUCAAAUAAUUAUAUCCAUACAAAGCAGUUUAUCAUUUAUUCCAUUAAUCAUUCAGAAUUAUCCUGUAUUAUGUCCUUCUUUAUUAUUGUGAUGCCUUAAAGCUGAAGUGAAAAACAGUUCUUCCCAACAUGCUGUCAUUUAAACAGUGAUUUUUUUCUACUGUAGGAUGUCAUAUACAUGAUUGUUCUGACAAAAUGUAGGACUUUGUUUGAGCAUAAUUCAAUUUGAAUAAAGAAUAUUGAGUCAAAGUCAAGUCAAAGUCUGUAA
Molecule: messenger RNA, 2813 nt
Organism: Seriola dumerili (greater amberjack)
Lineage: Eukaryota; Metazoa; Chordata; Actinopteri; Carangiformes; Carangidae
Product: calpain-9-like
Exons: 20
Coding region: 34-2142 (702 amino acids)
Biological process (GO): proteolysis
Cellular component (GO): cytoplasm
Molecular function (GO): calcium-dependent cysteine-type endopeptidase activity; calcium ion binding
Source: RefSeq, a predicted model, not a curated record